Capra hircus (goat) is the source of this 2708-nucleotide messenger RNA. Its product is annotated as protocadherin beta-2. The record is from RefSeq and is a predicted model, not a curated record. Gene Ontology annotation, molecular function: calcium ion binding. NCBI's taxonomy places the organism in Eukaryota, Metazoa, Chordata, Mammalia, Artiodactyla, Bovidae. Gene Ontology annotation, biological process: homophilic cell-cell adhesion. Gene Ontology annotation, cellular component: membrane.
GACAUCUCUAUUUAUCCCAGGAUCUGAGUGAUACUGGGAGAUCAGCGACAACGUGAAUCCGAGCUGGGUCAAGUCGUCUGGGAAACCAGAAAGCAAUGAAGGCAGGAGAGAAUGGAACGCUUUCUGAAACAAAGGCAAGUCUUGAUAUUCCUGGUUUUGCUGGGCUUAACUCAGGCUGGUUCUGAGCCUAGGCAUUAUUCAGUGGCUGAGGAAGUGGACAGUGGCUCCUUUGUGGCCAAUCUAUUCAAAGACCUGGGAUUGGGGGUAGAUAAUCUAGCUGUGCACCCCAGGGUUGUUUCUGAAUUGGAAAAAAAAAUUCGUUUGCAUUUUGAUAGGUAGACCGAGGAUUUGUUGUUAAAUGAGAAACAGGACCGGGAGGAGCUGUGUGGCCUUACCGAACCCUGUGUACUACCUUUCCAGAUAUUACUAGACAAUCCCUUGCAGUUUUUCCAGGCUGAGAUACGGAUUAGGGGCAUAAAUAAUCAUUCCCCAGUUUUCCCAGACAAAGAAAUAAUUUUGAAAAUUUCAGAAAGUAUCACUCCUGGAACUACUUUCCAAAUAGAGUUUGCCCUGGACUUAGAUGUAGGAAUCAACAGUUCAAGUUAUACAGUCAGCCCCAAUUCCCACUUCCAUCUUAAAUUACAAGACAGUUCCAAGAGCACAAUAUUACCACAAGCCGUGCUGGACAAAGCACUGGAUCGAGAGGAACAGCCUGAGAUCAGAUUAACCCUCACAGCACUGGAUGGCGAGAUUCCACACAGGUCUGGGACUGAUGGAUUAGACAUCAAUGAUAAUGCCCCCGAGUUUGUAUAGCGGCACUAUGGGGUGCAAAUCCUGGAACACUGCCCCAUUGGAUUCCAGGCUGCCAUCGUUUCUGCCAGAGAUUUAGAUAUUGGAACCAAUGGAGAAAUAUCUUAUGUAUUUUCGCAAGCACCUGAAGAUAUCUGCAAAACAUUUCGAAAAAAUGCAAAUUCGGGAGAAAUCCUUUUAAUACGAGAACUGGAUUUUUAAUCUACACAGACCUAUACAUUAAAUAUUCAGGCGACAGAUGGUGGGGGCUUUUCUGGAAGUUGUGUGGUGCUUGUUCAAGUAAUGGAUUUGAAUCCAUCACUGACCAUAUCAACUCUUUUCAAUGAAAUCCUAGAAAAUGUGCAGGAGACCGUAAUUGCUGUAUUCAGCGUUUCAGACACUGACUCGGGCAAUGGAAGGAUGGCUUGCUCCAUCCUAGAGGAUCUUCCUUUCAAUCUUAAACCCUCUGUUAAAAACUUUUAUACUUUAGUCACAAACACAGCCCUGGACCGAAAAGCAAGAUCCGAAUAUAACAUCACAAUCCCUGUCACUGACAUGGGAACUCCCAAGACUAAACCCGAGCACAACAUAAUCGUGUUGGUGUCUGACGUCAAUGACAACGACCCCGCCUUCACCCAGACUUCCUACACCCUGUGGGUCCGCGAUAACAGCCCCGCCCUGCACAUAGGCAGCGUCAGCGCCACAGACACCGACAACGCCCAGGUCACCUACUCGCUGCUGCCGCCCCCAGACCCGCUCCUGCCCCUCGCCUCCCUCGUGUCCAUCAAUCCCGACAACGGCCACCUCUUCGCCCUCACGUCCCUGGACUACGAGGCCCUGCGGGCCUUCGAGUUCCGCGUGGGCGCCACCGACCGCGGCUCGCCGGCGCUCAGCAGCCAGGCGCCGGUGCGCGUGCUCGUGGCGGACGCCAACAACAACGCGCCCUUCGUGCUCUACCCGCUGCAGAACGCCUCGGCGCCCUGCACCGAGCUGGUGCCCAGGGCGGCCGAGCCGGGCUACCUGGUGACCAAGGUGGUGGCGGUGGACGGCGACGCGGGCCAGAACGCCUGGCUGUCAUACCAGCUGCUCAAGGCCACGGAGCCCAGGCUGUUCGGCGUGUGGGCGCACAACGGCGAGGUGCGCACGGCGCGGCCCGACGCGCUCAAGCAGCGGCUGGUGGUGCUGGUCAAGGACAACGGCGAGCCGCCGCUGUCGGCCAGCGUCACGCUGCACGUGCUGCUGGUGGACGGCUUCUCACAGCCCUACCUGCCGCCCCCGGAAGCGGAAGCGGCGGCCGCGGCGCCGGCCGACCCGCUCACCGUCUACCUGGUGGUGGCCUUGGCGUUGGUGUCGUCGCUCUUCUUCUCCGUGCUGGUGUUCGUCUUGGCGGGUCGCUGCCCGGUGGCCAAGGGCCACUUCCCAGGCCACCUGGUGGACGUCAGCAGCAUGGGGACCCUGUCGCAGAGCUACCAGUACGAGGUGUGCUUGACAGGAGGCUGGAGGUUAAAUGAGUUUAAAUUCUUGAAACCGAUUCUUGCUAGUAGUCUGGUUCAAGACACUGGGCAGGAGUAGCGCAGAUCUGCAAUUCCAAGAAUAGCCGUAGGUUUCAUUAACAUUAGAAUCAAAGUUUUUUGACUACGAAAGUGUAGGGAAGGAGCAAAUUGGUUAAGAUGGCGGUGAUCAGACUCACCCCCAAGGCCUCUGGUUCUCACCCAGCUUUUAAAAAUACCUAGUUAUAUUACAGCUGAGCUCAUUUAUAGCACUGCGCAGGCGCAAUGCCCUAUAUACGCACCACCUGAGUUCUUGGGACAAGUCAAGUAGUUGCAGUUGCUGCUGUGUAGGCUAUUAAGAGAGUAAAGCAUGUCUGCCUUGAAUGCACGGUGAAUAAAGAAUGUCUACGGUUCCUUUGCCUCCUCGCA